Molecule: messenger RNA, 1185 nt
Organism: Heterocephalus glaber (naked mole-rat)
Lineage: Eukaryota; Metazoa; Chordata; Mammalia; Rodentia; Bathyergidae
Gene: Rps19
Product: ribosomal protein S19
Biological process (GO): B cell differentiation; B cell receptor signaling pathway; translation
Cellular component (GO): external side of plasma membrane; cytosolic small ribosomal subunit; B cell receptor complex
Molecular function (GO): transmembrane signaling receptor activity; RNA binding; structural constituent of ribosome
Source: RefSeq, a predicted model, not a curated record
UAGCUGUGCCUCUGGGGAAUUGUGGCUGCCACAGGUGCAGGAGCAGUUCCUCUGACUGGCCUGAAGCAUACUGCCAGGGGCUGCCCACAGGGCCCGGCAGUGAGGGCCACUGGAGCCCAUCUCCGGCAGGGCUGGGCAGGAAGCAGGGUGAGGUGAGGUUUGGGUGGAAUCUGCCUGCUGCAACCCAGAUUAAUCCACCUACUGGAAGAAGAUGCCUGGGGGCACAGGAGUGUUCCGAGCUCUGCCGGCCACCAUCCUCCUCUUCUUGUUGUCUGCAGCCUGCUGGGGACCUGGGUGCCAGGCCACCCUGUGGGUGCACAGUGGCCUAACAUCAGUGACAGUGAGCCUUGGGGAGGACGCCCACUUCCAGUGCCUGAACAAUGGCACCAACCCCAACAUCACGUGGUGGCACAUCCUCCAGGGCAACUGUACUUGGACCCCAGUGUUACUGAGUCACACUGGUGACCAAAACGGCUCCUGGAUCAUCCCAAAGGUGAACAAGAGCCACAGGGGCAUAUACCGCUGCCGAGUGGAAGCUGGCGGGGCAUGGAAGCACUCCUGUGGCACCUACCUUCGAGUGCGUGAGCCACCUCCCAGACCCUUCCUGGAUAUGGAGGAGGGCACCAAGAAUCGCAUCAUCACAGCCGAGGGGAUCAUCCUGCUCUUCUGUGCCGUGGUGCCUGGGACUCUGCUGCUGUUCAGGAAGCGCUGGCAGAAUGAGAAGUUUGGAAUGGACCCCAGGGAUGACUGUGAAGAUGAAAACCUUUAUGAGGGCCUGAACCUCGAUGACUGCUCCAUGUACGAAGACAUCUCCCGGGGCCUCCAGGGCACCUACCAGGACGUGGGCAGCCUCCACAUUGGAGAUGUCCAGCUGGAGAAGCCCUGACCACCCCCCACACACACCUCGGGCUGCGCCUGCCUGCUGUGCACCCACCUCCAGGCUCUCCUCACUGACCAGGAACUCUCCCUCUCCUCCUCCCUGGGAGCUUCCUUCCCCCUGGAGUGUCCCAAUCCCCACCUAAAGCAGUCCUCCCCCUGUUGUCUUUCCCAGGCUCCCUCCCCAGUGGGUAAUGAGCCCUUAAUCGCUGCCUCUAGGGGAGCUGAUUGCAGCAGCCUCCUUCGUGUGUCACCCCCUCCCCCCAGAUCUGUCAUGGCCACUUAGUGAUAAUAAAUCCUUCCCGACUG